Messenger RNA from Oryza brachyantha (malo sina), 997 nucleotides. RefSeq names its product probable xyloglucan endotransglucosylase/hydrolase protein 26. The transcript is spliced from 4 exons. Gene Ontology annotation, cellular component: apoplast; cell wall. Gene Ontology annotation, molecular function: xyloglucan:xyloglucosyl transferase activity; hydrolase activity, hydrolyzing O-glycosyl compounds. NCBI's taxonomy places the organism in Eukaryota, Viridiplantae, Streptophyta, Magnoliopsida, Poales, Poaceae. Bases 1 to 870 code for a protein of 289 amino acids. Gene Ontology annotation, biological process: xyloglucan metabolic process; cell wall biogenesis. The record is from RefSeq and is a predicted model, not a curated record.
AUGGGGAGGCCCAAGUUGCAUCUGCUGGUUUUCGUGGCAGCGGCGGCGGCGGUGAUCGGGCUCGCCGGAGCAAACUUCCGGGACGAGUGCGACAUCCCUUGGGAGCCCCAGAACGCCAGGUUCACCGACGACGGCAGCGGCCUCUCGCUCUCCCUCGUCAGCAACUACUCAGGCUGCAUGCUGCGGACAAAGAAGCAGUUCAUCUUCGGGAGCGUGUCCACUCUCAUCCAGCUUGUCCCGGGCAACUCGGCCGGCACCGUCACCACAUACUACACAUCGUCGGUUGGAGACAAGCACGACGAGAUCGACUUCGAGUUCCUGGGCAACGAGACCGGGCAGCCCUACACCAUCCACACCAACGUGUACGCCAACGGCGUCGGCGACAAGGAGAUGCAGUUCAAGCCGUGGUUCGACCCCACGGACGGCUACCACAACUACACCAUCUCCUGGACCCCCUGCAUGAUUGUGUGGUACAUCGACAGUACACCCAUCCGAGUGUUCCGCAACUACGAGAAGAGCAAUGGCGUGGCGUUCCCGACAAAGCGGCCAAUGUAUGGGUACUCGAGCAUAUGGGCCGCGGAGGAUUGGGCCACGCAGGGUGGCCGUGUGAAGGCCGAUUGGUCUAAGGCGCCUUUUGUUGCUAACUACCGUGGCCUCAAUGUCAACGUAUGCGCGUGCUCAACCUCUACAGACUGUGCUACCCAAUGUGCAUCAGCUUAUAGUAGUGGGUCGUCAACAUGCCAAUUAAGCGACUCGGAGCUUGCACAAAUGCGGAAGGUGCAGGAUGACUACAGGAUCUACAACUAUUGUGUUGAUUCCAAGAGGUACAAAGGUUCUGCACCACUUGAGUGUGGCUUACCACAGUACUAAUUGAACCUUCUACCAAAAAACCUUGCGCAACGACUAUGAUGAUGUUUUUUUUAUGGAUUUUAAGAUAUAUUCUAUGAUUCUUUCUUAUCUUGCAUUUUCCCUUGACAAGCCUAUACUUGUAUAUUUG